AACUCAGUGUCAGUCCUCGUCGACUUAGAACUCCAAAUGUUGCGCUUAAUUUCGCGUCCUGUUGCACGCUUUUCGACUCGCCGCGUUCCCCGCUGCUCGCGCGGCUUUGCUGCUCACGCCGAAAACACCGAACAGUUCGUACUCGAGGGCAAUCCGACUAAGCAAUGGUUGGAGCAGAGGAAAGCCGUUGAACAUCAUGCUGCAGAAACGACGGAACUUUGGAGGAGGAUCAGCUUCUUCGUUGCGGUCCCCGCGACCAUUUUGGGUACGCUGUGGGUACAACGCGUCGAGUCCGAACAUGCGGAACACGAGGAGCACAUUAAGGCCGAGCAUGGUGGCGAAUUGCCUCCAGUUCCAGAGUAUGACUAUCUCAACAAGCGUGCCAAGCCGUUCCCUUGGGGAAUGAACUCCCUCUUCUAUAACCCUCAUGCCAACAAAGACAUGAGUGGUGCCGGGGAAGAGUAAUCGGUUAUCAUAAAUUUCCAUAAAUCUGUCCGCAUAAAUGCGACAUAACUUACACAAAUGCACUUUUUUUCUUAUUUAC
Fomitiporia mediterranea MF3/22 is the source of this 544-nucleotide messenger RNA. RefSeq names its product mitochondrial cytochrome c oxidase subunit VIa. NCBI's taxonomy places the organism in Eukaryota, Fungi, Basidiomycota, Agaricomycetes, Hymenochaetales, Hymenochaetaceae. Bases 37 to 465 code for a protein of 142 amino acids. Gene Ontology annotation, molecular function: enzyme regulator activity. Gene Ontology annotation, biological process: mitochondrial electron transport, cytochrome c to oxygen. Gene Ontology annotation, cellular component: mitochondrial inner membrane. The record is from RefSeq and is a predicted model, not a curated record. The transcript has 5 exons.